Molecule: messenger RNA, 5765 nt
Organism: Hypanus sabinus (Atlantic stingray)
Lineage: Eukaryota; Metazoa; Chordata; Chondrichthyes; Myliobatiformes; Dasyatidae
Product: zinc finger protein 585A-like
Exons: 1
Coding region: 299-3604 (1101 amino acids)
Biological process (GO): central nervous system development; regulation of transcription by RNA polymerase II
Cellular component (GO): nucleus
Molecular function (GO): RNA polymerase II cis-regulatory region sequence-specific DNA binding; DNA-binding transcription factor activity, RNA polymerase II-specific
Source: RefSeq, a predicted model, not a curated record
UCCUUCCUGCUCAGACUGUGGGGAAGGAUUCACUGAAUCAUCUGACCAACUGGCACACCCAUCAUUUUGCACAGGGUGGAACGAUUCACCUGAUCAGACAGUGGAAAUGGAAUCACUCGGCCUUCUCAACUGAAGGUACAUCAGCUAGUUCAUACUGGGCAAGGCCAUUCACCUGUUCUGUGGGUGAGGAGGGAUUCAGUCAGUCUUUCCACUUGUGGACACACCAGUCAGUUCACACUGGGCAGAGGCUGGUCAUCUGUUGAAUUUUGGGGAAGCAUUCACUCGGUCAUCUGACCGAAUGGUUCACCAGCGAGUUCACACCGGGGAGAGGCCGUUCACCUGCUCGGAAUGUGGGAAAGGAUUCACUUGCUCAUCUAAACUGAAAUUACAUCAGCGUGUUCACAGUGGGGAGAGGCCGUUCACCUGCUCAGACUGUGGGAAGGGAUUCACUAUGUCAUCUAAUCUGAAGGUACAUCAGAGAGUUCAUACUGGAGAGAGGCCGUUCACCUGCUCAGACUGUGGGAAGGGAUUCACUAUGUCAUCUAAUCUGAAGGUGCAUUGGAGAGUUCAUACUGGAGAGAGGCCGUUCACCUGCUCAGACUGUGGGAGGGGAUUUACUUGCUCAUCCAAACUGAAAGUACACCAGCGAGUUCACACUGGGGAGCAGCUGUUCACCUGCCCGGACUGUGGGAAGGGAUUCACUUGCUCAUCCGAACUGAAAGUACACCAGCGAGUUCACACCGGAGAGAGGCCAUUCAUCUGCUCAGACUGUGGGAAGGGAUUCACUCAGUCAUCCCAUCUGAAGGUUCACCAGCGAAUUCACACUGGGGAAAGGCCGUUCAUCUGCUCAGACUGUGGGAAGGGAUUCACUUGCUCAUCCGACCUGAAGGUCCACCAGCGAGUUCACACUGGGGAGAGGCCAUUCAUCUGCUCAGUCUGUGGGAAAGGAUUCAGCUGGUCUUCUCAACUGAAAUCACAUCAGAGAGUUCAUACUGGAGAGAGGCCAUUCACCUGCUCAGACUGUGGGAAGGGAUUCACUGCGUCAUUCCACCUGAAGAUACAUCAGAGAGUUCACACUGGAGAGAGGCCAUUCAUCUGCUCAGACUGUGGGAAGGGAUUCACUCAGUCAUCCCAUAUGAAGGUUCACCAGCGAGUUCACACUGGGGAGCGGCCGUUCACCUGCUUAGACUGUGGGAAGGGAUUCACUUGCUCAUCCGAACUGAAGUUACAUCAGCGAUUUCACACUGGGGAGCGGCCGUUUGCCUGCUCAGACUGUGGGAAGGGAUUCUCUGUUUCAUCCCAGCUACUGAGUCACCAGUCAGUUCACACCGGGGAGAGGCCAUUCAGCUGCUCGGAGUGUGGGAAGGGAUUCACUAUGUCAUCUAAUCUGAAGGUACAUCAGAGAGUUCAUACUGGAGAGAGGCCGUUCACCUGCUCAGACUGUGGGAAGGGAUUCACUAUGUCAUCUAAUCUGAAGGUGCAUCGGAGAGUUCAUACUGGAGAGAGGCCGUUCACCUGCUCAGACUGUGGGAGGGGAUUUACUUGCUCAUCCAAACUGAAAGUACACCAGCGAGUUCACACUGGGGAGCAGCUGUUCACCUGCCCGGACUGUGGGAAGGGAUUCACUUGCUCAUCCGAACUGAAAGUACACCAGCGAGUUCACACCGGAGAGAGGCCAUUCAUCUGCUCAGACUGUGGGAAGGGAUUCACUCAGUCAUCCCAUCUGAAGGUUCACCAGCGAAUUCACACUGGGGAAAGGCCGUUCAUCUGCUCAGACUGUGGGAAGGGAUUCACUUGCUCAUCCGACCUGAAGGUCCACCAGCGAGUUCACACUGGGGAGAGGCCAUUCAUCUGCUCAGUCUGUGGGAAAGGAUUCAGCUGGUCUUCUCAACUGAAAUCACAUCAGAGAGUUCAUACUGGAGAGAGGCCAUUCACCUGCUCAGACUGUGGGAAGGGAUUCACUGCGUCAUUCCACCUGAAGAUACAUCAGAGAGUUCACACUGGAGAGAGGCCAUUCAUCUGCUCAGACUGUGGGAAGGGAUUCACUCAGUCAUCCCAUCUGAAGGUUCACCAGCGAGUUCACACUGGGGAGCGGCCGUUCACCUGCUUAGACUGUGGGAAGGGAUUCACUUGCUCAUCCGAACUGAAGUUACAUCAGCGAUUUCACACUGGGGAGCGGCCGUUUGCCUGCUCAGACUGUGGGAAGGGAUUCUCUGUUUCAUCCCAGCUACUGAGUCACCAGUCAGUUCACACCGGGGAGAGGCCAUUCAGCUGCUCGGAGUGUGGGAAGGGAUUCACUAUGUCAUCUAAUCUGAAGGUACAUCAGAGAGUUCAUACUGAAGAGAGGCCGUUCACCUGCUCAGACUGUGGGAAGGGAUUCACUAUGUCAUCUAAUCUGAAGGUGCAUCGGAGAGUUCAUACUGGAGAGAGGCCGUUCACCUGCUCAGACUGUGGGAGGGGAUUUACUUGCUCAUCCAAACUGAAAGUACACCAGCGAGUUCACACUGGGGAGCAGCUGUUCACCUGCCCGGACUGUGGGAAGGGAUUCACUUGCUCAUCCGAACUGAAAGUACACCAGCGAGUUCACACCGGAGAGAGGCCAUUCAUCUGCUCAGACUGUGGGAAGGGAUUCACUCAGUCAUCCCAUCUGAAGGUUCACCAGCGAAUUCACACUGGGGAAAGGCCGUUCAUCUGCUCGGACUGUGGGAAGGGAUUCACUUGCUCAUCCGACCUGAAGGUCCAUCAGCGAGUUCACACUGGGGAGAGGCCGUUCACCUGCUCAGUCUGUGGGAAAGGAUUCAGCUGGUCUUCUCAACUGAAAUCACAUCAGAGAUUUCACACUGGAGAGAGGCCAUUCACCUGCUCAGACUGUGGGAAGGGAUUCACUGCGUCAUUCCACCUGAAGGUACAUCAGAGAGUUCACACUGGAGAGAGGCCAUUCACUUGCUCAGUCUGUGGGAAGGGAUUCACUCAGUCAUCCCACCUAAUGGCUCACCAGCGAGUUCACACUGCGGAACGGCCGUUCACCUGCUUAGACUGUGGGAAGGGAUUCACUUGCUCAUCCGAACUGAAGUUACAUCAGCGAGUUCACACUGGGGAGCGGCCGUUUGCCUGCUCAGACUGUGGGAAAGGAUUCUCUCUUUCAUCCCAGCUACUGAGUCACCAGUCAGUUCACACCGGGGAGAGGCCAUUCAUCUGCUCAGUCUGUGGGAAGGGAUUCAAUUGGUCAUCUCACCUGCAGAGACACCAGUCAGCCCACACGGGGAAAUGGCCAUUCACCUGCUCAGUCUGUGGGAAGGGAUUCACUCAGUCAGCUCAAUUGAAGGUACAUCAGCGAGUUCACACCGGGGAGAGGCCGUUCACCUGCUCAGUCUGUGGGAAGGGAUUCAAUUGGUCAUCUCACCUGCAGAGACACCAGUCAGCCCACACGGGGAAAUGGCCAAUCACCUGCUCAGUCUGUGGGAAGGGAUUCACUUGGUCAUAUAAGCUGAAUAGACAUCAGCGAGUUCACACUGGGGAGAGGCCGUUCACUUGCUCUGUCUGUGGGAAGGGAUUCGCUGAGUCAUCUGAACUGAAGAUACAUCAGCGAGUUCACACUGGGUAGAGGCCGAUCUCCUGCUUAGAGUUUGGCAUAAGAUUCUCUCAGCCAAAUCAACCGAAUGUGCAUCAUUGAGUUCACACUGGGGAGAGGCUUUUCACCUGCUGUGAAUAUGGGAAUCGAUUCACUCAGUCCUCUAACCAUAUGCAACUCUCACUUCGGCUAGCAGCUUAACUUUUAGAGUGAUAGCUCCCCAACCCAGCCAACUUAAGAAAUCUCAUUUGGGUGGAUGCUUCAUGAUGUGUCCCGUUCCAAAUCAGUACACUGAAAUAACAAACUGUACACAAUAUGUGAUUAAACAAUUGAGAUUUAUAAUUCCUACUUAGACUAUAGGGUUAGUAAAGAAAACAAAAAGAAAGAAAAAGGGCCCAGUCUCUCCUCUCUCCAUUCACAUCUUCUCAUCUCUCCCCAGCAAAAGGUGGUGAAAUUCUCUCUUCCAGACUCACAGGAAAGAACAACAUUUCUGCCAUUGGAGAGCCCCGCACUCCCAAACCCUGUUAUCUCUAGUCAUAACCUAAACAUUGUUGCUGCAGAGAAUCAAUUACCUUAGCAGUGAAACAUUACAUAGAGGCCAUUACAGUAGCCGUGAAACCUUGCAGCAUGUUAUACUUGUGACUCACCGCCGGGUUCACACUGGGCAGGAAGUUUCAAUAAGCUGUAUGCUGGAUAUUUCUCCAUCACCAUUGCUGAAUGCGAUUUCAAGACUGACUGUUGGUGCUGAACUCUGCAAUUAUUGCUGCUGCUCACCACACCCAGUUCUGCACCCUGGUCACUGGGCAUGGGAGGAGUUUCUUCUGCUGCACAUUCUCCUUUAAUGGGACUGGAGUUUAAUAUUCUGCAUCUGAGACAAAUAAAUCAGUUCUAUUUUAAACUUUGUCUUUGGAACUCUGUGAGUUUACAACACAACUAGUGGACUCAGGCCGGCUGGACCCUGCCAAUGAUUCUAUUCCUUGACAGUCCUUUUAAAUCCUCCCCUAUUGUUCAUCUCCUGCUUCCCUGUGGUGAUGGGUUCCAAACCAGUGGUGAAGAGGUUUCCCUUAAUUUUUCUACUGACUGAAGAAGUCACACAUAUUGCAGUUCUGUCUGAGAUGUUCUUCACCCCUCAGAUCUCUGGGCUGAUGAAGAAUGACAUUGGGAGUUAACCUCCUUAUUCAGGGCACAUUUCCAUAUUUUGGGCCAUUUUCCCUGCUUCUAAAGGGUUGUUAGAAAACACCACUCUACUCUAAAGACUGAAAGCCAAAUGGGAAACCAUCCAUUGGAUGUUCAACGAAGCAGGGUCAGAAACCAGAGGCGGGUCCGCACAUUGCAGAGUUUGGGGCUCUGGACAAUGGUCGGGAUAAGAAUGUAUGGUGAGGAGAAGGGAAUCAGCAGCGGGACGUGGCAACAAAUGACAGAUAGCAAGAUUUGGAAGCUCAUUUGAUGGAAAAUAAUUCAGUUGUCUGACUGACAACACAGACAAUGCCUGUUGUGAGAUUCCUCAUUUGUUGAGGCACAUGUGUGUUCAGAAUGGUAAUAUCUAUUGAAGGAGUUAUUCCUGAUUGUUUAUCCUGUAAUAUUAUAUCUGGAUAGUUAUUUUUGAUUAACCUGUCUGUUAUAAUGUAUUGAUUAUAAUAUAAAUUGUGAGAUUCUGUCCCUAACUGGAUAUGGCUUCAAUUUAUGGUGCCUUAAUGAGGUGAUAGAGGUCAUUCAUGAGUUUGUAUUUUUAAGCAAGAUUUUGGUGAAUUAUAUUUGCCACUUGAUUGUACUUGCAUAAGUAAUCAGAUUGAGUUAAACUGCUGCAGGAUCCGAGGAAUAUGUUGGAUUGUGUCUGGUUUCUCUUGGCAUUUUCUGCAUUUAUUGCCUUGUUUGUAUGUAUUUGUGAGUUUUUUGUUAACCACCUUGUCCUGUAUUUCUGCAAGGAAUCCCUCUGUUUCUGGGAAGAGGUGUCCAACUCUCAGUCAGGUGCUUGAUGCUUCCUUUUCAACAUCUUGUCUGCUCAGAUCGUUGGGAUGUCUCCCAUGGAGAGUCAUACUCAUUCCAUUUGUUAAUGUUUUCUUCCAUAUUGAUUAUUCAUUUUUCUGAGUUGGCCUCUCAUUUAAGUUUUCUGGUCUUCUUAGCACAAUUGCACAUACACACUUGGAGUGCUGAAUCCCGUUUACUUUUGAAGAAAAUAUACACCUAAAAGUUU